This is a messenger RNA of Arabidopsis lyrata subsp. lyrata, 961 nucleotides long. RefSeq names its product heavy metal-associated isoprenylated plant protein 28. Bases 403 to 855 code for a protein of 150 amino acids. Gene Ontology annotation, molecular function: metal ion binding. The transcript has 3 exons. The record is from RefSeq and is a predicted model, not a curated record. NCBI's taxonomy places the organism in Eukaryota, Viridiplantae, Streptophyta, Magnoliopsida, Brassicales, Brassicaceae.
UUGAAUCAUCUUUGGGUCAACUUUCAAAUGUGAUAAAUUCACUAUAUUGAAAUUUGAAGUUACAUGCAAUGUGAUAAAGAAAAACAUUGAAAGUACAAUAAGUUUCCGUUGUGGAUGCCCAUCUCAAGCAACCUCUUCUUCCUAACUCAUCUCUACACGCUUUACAAAUGAAAAAAGUCGGUGCAAAAAUAAUUUCUUAUCUCUUAAAUGGUCCCCAAAUUAUUAAAUGGUUUCAUGUAGAAAGCUUAUAAUUUUAGUCAAGAAAAGGGGUUCGUAAGCUUGAAGAGCAAGGAACACUAUAUAUAUCGCACAUGCCAAUCCCAUCCAUUGAUCAAUAUUCAUCGUAAACUUCAAAUUUUUGAUCUGACUACUAUAUUCAAAAAUCAUCAGCAGAAGUUCAAGAUGACGACUAUUGAGAUGAGAGUUCACAUGGAUUGUGUGGGGUGCGAAAGCAGAGUUAAAAAUGCCCUUCAAAAGAUGAGAGGAGUGGAUGAGGUAGAAAUCGACAUGGUGCAGCAGAAAGUGACGGUGACUGGCUACGCCGAUCAGAAGAAGGUUCUGAAGAAAGUGAGAAAAACCGGCCGGCGAGCUGAGCUAUGGCAGCUUCCUUAUAACCCUGAGCACAUGGGCGGAAGCAGCAGCAACGGGGGCUACUUCUACAACCCUCAUGGCUGCAACGGCCCAAUCAACCACGCCGCACCAGUCCCGACUUCAUCUUACAACUAUUACAAGCAUGGAUACGACAGCAAUGACUAUUCGUCUUACCGCCACCACCCUGUUCAUGCCUCUAUCUUCAGCCACCAAACUGGUUCUAAGUUUAGUGACGAGAAUCCUAACGCUUGUUCUAUAAUGUGAUUUCUUAAUUAUUCUUUACUAUUUUCAUAUAUGUAUGAAACUUGAGUAUGUAAUCAUAAGUUAACAAGCCAAAAAAAUUAUGUAUUUGUUGCUUCAACGUUUUAAU